AUGAAGAUGCAAUAUUAUUCCGCAUCGGGAUACGAGAAGUUGCGUCGAAUGGGGUUGAAGUUGCCAGCGGAGAGGAUGGUUCGCAGAUGGGUUGCAGAAACCGAAGUCAACGUGGGGUUCUGUGAGCACGUAUUCGCAGCGUUGAAGCAGGCCAUGCUGGACAUCCCUCCCGAGGAGAGGUGUUGUGCGCUCAAGUGGGAUGAGAUGUCCCUGAUGGAGCGGGAGGAGUAUGACGUAAAGACCGACGUCAUCGAAGGCUUCGAGGACCUCGGACCUCUUGGCAGAACUGAGCGACGCGCCAAUCACGCCUUCGUUUUCUGCUUGAACGGACUGCAUGCGGGCAACCAAUGGCGAACGAUGUUGGCGUACUUUCUGCCAUGCAACAACGUGUCGGGCUCAGACAUUGUCCGGUUGGUGAGGCAAUGCAUCGGCAAAAUCAGCGAAGCCGGAGCUGACCUGAAGAUGACAGUCUGUGACCAGGGAACAAGUAACGGCAAAGCGUAUUCCGAAUUGGGAGUAAGUGAAGACCGGCCUCACUUCUUUCACGAAGGGAAAAAAAUCAUCGCGCUCUUCGACUUUCCGCACGCGGUAAAGAACGUUCUGGGAUUGUUCCGUAAGUGGGGUAAGAUCAGUGCAGCCGACAAGGUUGUUGCAUAUUCCGAUUUCACGAAUACUUUCCGUAGCGAUCUUGGAUGCGCGACGUCUAAUCUUUUAGGUCAUAUCACAGAAGCUCACAUGUGGCCUAACGCUUUCGAACGUAUGAAUGUCUCUCGAGCUUUCCAGGUUUUCAGCAAGCGAUUCGCUUCUGCGAUGGAAUUGGCGCGUCAUUCGAGAGCUGUGAGAUCAGAAACAAUUCCUGAGAUCGCAAGAUUUUGCCGAAGUAUGGACAAAAUCAUAGAUGCUUGCAACAGUUCGAGCAUCUUCAACGAGAACCCCGCAAAGAGACCUUUGAGCGAGGAGAACCCACAGGUGGAGCAAAUCCUCGUAGAAUUCCUAUCUUGGGCACCGGACAUGAAAGUGUGCGCUAAGGGCAGAUGGAAGCGACCUGCAUCAUUCGCAGGAAUGGUGCAAACUGUUCGCGGCAUUCUCAUGCUGUAUCGUCAGCUGCGAGAGCAGUUUCCAGGUUUUAAGUUAUGCACAGCAUUAUGUAACCAGGAUUCAGUGGAACAACUCUUUUCCAGAUUCCGAGGACGUGGUGGUUCUAAUCCGAACCCGACGUGCAGGAUGUACUUGAAGAAUAUAAGUGAACGGUUCCAGCAAUUUGCAUUCUAUAAUCCAUAG
Athalia rosae (coleseed sawfly) is the source of this 1281-nucleotide messenger RNA. RefSeq lists its product as uncharacterized. The record is from RefSeq and is a predicted model, not a curated record. The transcript has 2 exons. NCBI's taxonomy places the organism in Eukaryota, Metazoa, Arthropoda, Insecta, Hymenoptera, Athaliidae. The coding region runs from base 1 to 1281 and encodes 426 amino acids.